UUUCAGUCAUUCCAUGCACAUGCCGAGGACGCGCAAGGUGAAGUCUGCUGCCUGAAUGGAUGAGCUGAAUGCAUGCUGAACCACGGUCGAUCUCGACAUUUAAUUGUUUAUUCUUCAUUCUUUGAUUUUCGUAACACCGAUUAAGAAGCAUCAAUUGACGUCUUUGUGCCACCGUGCCAAGAAAUCGCCUCCUUCCAGCCCUUUUAGGUGAGGUUGGCUUUGUCCUAAAGCACAAAAUCGGUGACAUUUGGACGAGAUGGAUAGUUUGGAGAAGGAAAAUAGGUCAGACGAAGAAAUAGAAUCAUCUGAGGAGGAAGUAGACCCCAGAAUCCAGGGGGAACUUGAAAAACUCAACCAGUCCACUGAUGACAUCAAUAGAUGUGAAACGGAACUAGAGGAUGCAAGGCAGAAGUUCCGCGCUGUUCUGGUGGAGGCUACAGUGAAGCUGGAUGAACUGGUGAAGAAGAUUGGCAAGGCUGUUGAAGACUCCAAACCAUACUGGGAGGCCAGGAGGGUAGCCCGCCAGGCUCAGCUGGAGGCCCAGAGAGCUACGCAGGACUUCCAGAGGGCCACAGAGGUGCUGCGGGCUGCCAAGGAGACCAUCGCCCUGGCCGAGCAGAGGCUGCUGGAGGACGACAAACGCCAGUUUGACUCUGCCUGGCAGGAGAUGCUCAACCAUGCCACACAGAGGGUCAUGGAGGCAGAGCAGAUAAAAACACGUAGUGAGCUGGUGCACAAGGAAACAGCAGCCAAAUACAACGCUGCCAUUGGCCGUAUGAAGCAGCUGGAGAAGAAGCUCAAACGCACCAUCAACAAGUCAAAGCCUUACUUUGAACUCAAGGCAAAGUACUACCUACAGCUUGAGCAACUGAAGAAGAAUGUGGAUGACCUUCAAAGUAAGCUUAGCCAGGCAAAGGGGGAGUACAAGACAGCUCUGAGGAACCUGGAGAUGAUCUCUGACGAGAUCCACGAGCGGCGGCGUUCUUCUGUCAUUGGCCCGCGAGAACGAGGAGUGGGUGCCGAGGGCGACGGAGUCAGUGUCACGGGAGACGAUGUGGCCAGUUUCAAGCUGGAGUCAGAUGGCAUUUCCAUGACCUCUGAGACUUUUGAGGAUGAGAAUCGGAGUACCUGUGCCAUGUCCGAGGAAGACUCCGAGACCCAGUCCACCUGCAGCCUGAGCUCGGGGCCCAACAGUCCCCUGGAGCUGCCCUGUCCCUUCACCUUAGCCACCCCAUCACCUUCCUCUUCCUCCUCGUCUUCCUCUUCCUCUCCCACCCCCUCGACCCGGCCCUGCAGUCUGGACCUGCCCAGCACUGUGUCCCUGUCAGACUUCGGCCUCAUCUCCCCCAUCCUGGGCCCUCGCAGUGAGUGCAGUGGCGCCUCAUCCCCAGAGUGUGACCUUGAGAGAGGUGACCGAGCCGAAGGAGCGGAAGCUGAGCUGGACAACGCUCUCAACAACAACAACAGCAGCAGCAGCAACAGCAGCAACAGCAUCAUCAAGAGGAGCUUCAGUCUGGAGACGCGCUUCCGCUUGCUGUCCCUCAGGCGCAGCCGCACAGAUAGCGCCAAGAAUGCGGAGCGUGACCGCUUCAGCCUGGCCCGCCAGCCCUCCCCCUCUGUGCUCGUGUUGAACGGGGUGUAACGCUACCAUUCGCUCCGACCUUAAAACGAUCCCCACACAUGACAUCCACCACCCCCACACCUACUUAUUCUGUGUGCAAAGGAAAUCAGCCCCCCCAAUCCCCAACCCCCACCCCAACACUCCAUGUACUCAUGACAUUAAUUCAAGACUUUCAUGACGCCAUGUAGAUGGAUGUUUACAAUUUUUUUGACUCACUGCUUGAAGAAGGUUACUGAGGGUCUACACGGGUUGUACCAACUAAUCUUUGGCAGGAGGAUACGAAGGUCGUAGGAGUAUGGAAGUUGUGAUUGAGUUUCUCAGUGGGACGUUGGACAUUUGAUGCGUCAUCAGUCGGGAUACACCUGAAGAUGGAGCAUUUGGUGGGAACUUGCAGAACAGCAGGAU
Molecule: messenger RNA, 2026 nt
Organism: Clupea harengus (Atlantic herring)
Lineage: Eukaryota; Metazoa; Chordata; Actinopteri; Clupeiformes; Clupeidae
Gene: sh3bp5b
Product: SH3-domain binding protein 5b (BTK-associated)
Biological process (GO): intracellular signal transduction
Cellular component (GO): cytoplasm
Molecular function (GO): protein kinase inhibitor activity
Source: RefSeq, a predicted model, not a curated record